AAUACGAAUUCUACCUUGAGAAGAAUGCAAGCAAUUGCAAAUUCAAUUGGGAAUAGAAAGAGAAGGUAUACUCCAGAAAUUUUGAAACUACAUCGAAUUUUGCGCAAAAUGCAGUCUGCUUUAGGGUUCACAAUUAACUCGCCUAAGAAACCCACACGGACUACAAGAAACACACAUCAAGAGACGACAACUGACAAAAAAGCUUUAAAAGCUGUUGACCUUGACUUUUUGGAAUGGAAGUGGAAUAGACGACGCACACCGAUAUCUCGGGCGCACCCCAAACGGCGCUCAAGACGCAAAGGUUCUGAAAAUCAUCAAUCUACUUAUACAUUUUACACUGCUACAUCUGAAAUCGAAAGUGCUACAGCUGCGGUUACUACAGUAGAUGCUCAGACAGAAGUAUUAAAGUCAGAAACGGUUGUGAAAUUUGGACGCAAGUUCUUAAAAGUCAUAAAGAUGAUAAAGGAACAUUAAAUGUGUCACUAUGCGUGUAAAAUUACCACAUGGUGGGUUUACAGUUGCAGUCACUUUUGGAGUAUGUUCUUAUUAUAUGAAU
Molecule: messenger RNA, 556 nt
Organism: Hyposmocoma kahamanoa
Lineage: Eukaryota; Metazoa; Arthropoda; Insecta; Lepidoptera; Cosmopterigidae
Exons: 2
Coding region: 25-474 (149 amino acids)
Source: RefSeq, a predicted model, not a curated record